Messenger RNA from Scophthalmus maximus (turbot), 2807 nucleotides. It is a transcript of the gene sypb, whose product is annotated as synaptophysin b. Gene Ontology annotation, cellular component: presynaptic active zone; synaptic vesicle membrane; synaptic vesicle. The coding region runs from base 180 to 1040 and encodes 286 amino acids. NCBI's taxonomy places the organism in Eukaryota, Metazoa, Chordata, Actinopteri, Pleuronectiformes, Scophthalmidae. The transcript is spliced from 6 exons. The record is from RefSeq and is a predicted model, not a curated record.
CAGAGCCCGAGAACAGUCAGAGGCAUGAGCGUGUCCUUCCCUGGAGCUGAGUGAGCGAGCCAACACCUCGCCGCUCGCUGCCUGGCUGGGUCACAGCCAAGCACCAAUCAGGAAGCCAGGGCCCAUGAAUCAUCUGUCAGCCGGCGUCAGGGAGGAGGCGGAGCCGCUGCUCGGUCUGGAUGAAUAUGGGCAUCGGGAGCAACGCGGAGGAGAGAGAGAGGAGACGCCCCUCAAAAAUCUUUGCGAUCUUCGCCUUCUCGACAUGCGGCAGUUACUCCGGCAUGUUCAAGAUGAGCGUGGAGUGUAAAAACCGCUCGGAGAGCGACCUGAGCAUCGAAGUAGAAUUUGAAUAUCCGUUCAGGCUGCACCAGGUUUACUUUGACGCCCCCACCUGUAAGGAGGGGAAGCCCGAGCGGUUGUUCCUGGUCGGGGACUACUCUUCCUCCGCCGAGUUCUUCGUCACCAUCGGUGUCUUCUCCUUCCUGUACUCCAUGGCCGCCCUGUCGGUUUACUGCUUCGUCAUCGAGAAGUACCGCGAUAACAACAAGGGGGCCCAGAUUGACUUCGUGGUGACGGCCGUCUUCGCCUUCAUGUGGCUGGUGUCGUCUUGUGCCUGGGCCAAAGGCCUGUCGGACGUGAAGACGGCCACCGAUCCGGAGAAGGUCGUCACGCUCAUCGCAGCCUGCGACGAACCAGAGAAUCGCUGUCGUGAGAUCUACGAGCCCAAAGUGUCCGGCCUCAACACCUCAGUGGCGUUCGGCUUCAUCAACCUGAUCCUGUGGAUCGGGAACCUGUGGUUCGUGUUCAAGGAGACCGGCUGGUUGGCGUCCUUCUCCGGAACAUACGUCCCGUCGCAGGAGAAGCAGCCCGCCCCCGACUCCUUCGGCCAGGGAGGCUACGGCCAGCAGGACCCCUACGCCGGCUCCCAGGGGGGCUACCAGCCCGACUACGGCCAGCAGGGGGGCUACAGCGAGGAGGGGGGCUACAGCCAGGGCUACGAGCAGCAGCAGCAGCCCACCUCCUACUCCAAUCAGAUGUGAGCCUGUCCACGGUGACCUGGGGACUCUCGACCUCCACCUGCAUCUCCACACUCCUGUGUCUGUUUGUGUAUCUGUGAGUGACAGGCGGAGGGAGGGCGGAGCCUGGUGAGGGGGAGGGGAGUAGGGUGGGGGUGGGGGGGGGGGGUGCAGGGUCUUUGCUGUAACAUGAUGUUUAUUCUCGUGAUGUAUUAAACUGUAGAAGACAACGGAGAUUGUCUGUUUGGUUAUACGAGAAAAACUUGAAUACAAAAACCAAAACAUUCGUUGACGAACAUUUAAGAGAGAAAAAGAUUUAUGAAAAAAAUGAAAAUAAAAUUGUAGUAAUAUUAAACCUGGGAGAAUGUAUUUGUCUGUGCUGUGUAAAUAUCGACAUGUAUCCAUGUACACAGUUGAAUAAUUGUGCACUCCAUAUUAGUUGUUAUACAACAAAUGUUGAGCACAGAGUUAUUCAACUGAAUAUUUACUUUGGUUCUGUUCAGGAGCUCACGUGGUUUCAAUCAUUCAUACGUUCACACGCUCAUCAAAGAGUCUAUGAAUAUGUUUCUUUGACCUUUUUUCUCUAUUAAAUUUCGCAUGUGAUGGAAACGAUGGAAGGGAAUUUGUUUCAACUGGAUUUGUGUUUUUAUAUCUGUGUUUUUCCAUCAAAUAUCACAAUUGUCAAGAGGGAAAGAAUUCGUUAAUACACAGAUCAGAGAGGACCGAGGGUUGAUCAGUGAGCAUGGUCCAAUCUGGUGGUGUACAGUACUAUCUGUAGUGUACAGUACUAACUGUAGUGUACAGUAGUAUCGGUAGUGUACAGUAGUAUCGGUAGUGUACAGUACUUACUGUACGUUGUGAAUCAGGGCCGAGAACAACAGUGUUAGAAGUGUGUGUUUGGUUAUUUGUUCUGAUUUAUGUGACGACAUCAUCACGUUUUGUCCGUGAACCUCGUCCUGUUUGUUUUCCUCCUUUGUGAUCCAGAAAGUUUCAGUCAUUUAGCGGUUUAAAAGAAACGUUUUUUAUUUUAACGGAAAUCAGUGACAUGCAUACGUUAACAUGAACAGGUACAUUACAACAGGUACAUUACUGGUUAUGCCCGUGGUAAACAGAUAUUAUUAUUAUUAUCAUGAGGCGGUCUCCACAUACACUUCUGAAUCGACUGUCCCUCUGAAGUUAUUGCAUGAAUCUUACACAUGAUAUCGUUACGAGCUGCAGGAACGUGUUGGUACUGUUGUACAGUGGAUCUGAUCAUCACAGUUACUGUACAGCACACACACAUCUGACUCAAAGCACAAAGUGAGUGCUGCAAUAAUGAAUCUCCUCAGAUUGAAAUGCCGCUCCUCUGUUUGGACAUAUACAAGGUCGUGUUUGCCAAACAGUGAGACGUGUGUCGGUUGGUAGUUUGAAUCCUCGUCAGAAUGAUUUGUCUUCCACCUCCAGUUCACUGAUCCGUCGCUCCGCCGUGGUUCACUCAUUCUGUUUUUCAAAAUCUUUUUUUGAGUGUCGAAGCCCCCGGCGUGCCCCCCCCCCUCGUUCAUCGUAGCUCUUAUAAAUAUGCUGAAAUGAAAUAUACUCUGUUGUUAGUGGUGAAUGAUGUCUUGUGAUACUCUCUACGCCUUUGGAUAGUGCUGUGAUUAUUGUGUAUGAUGUAUUCAUAUUAGUAUUUAUGAUAAUUAUAAAGUCAGAGGAGAUAAAAAAAAAGAUCUGAGACGCUCCAGAAUUCUGCUGUAUUCUUAUUAAAUGGGAUCCAUGUGAAACAAAAUGAAAUAAACUUGAAAUUAUUCUGUA